UCGAAUUUGUAGACGGUGAUGAUAUUCGUUGUGUAUACUCAUUGAAAUUGUGAUCAAUUUACACGGUUCCAAUAUGGGUUAAUUUUCAUUGAAAAUGAAAACAAGUAUUUGUCAAAAUGGCCACAGGAUUUAGUGCAUCAGUGUUAAAUGCUGGGGAUUUUGAAUACGACUUUCCUUGCACAGAGUGUCAGGAGCACGGACUGAACUCGGAGGCUGUCUACUUCUGUCAACAAUGUUACAGCCAAUUCUGUGGCCUGUGUGUUAAGCAACAUGACCGCUUUUACCAGAAACACCCAAUCAUUGGAACAGAAAAGAAUGAAACGUGGGGAAAAGUGAAAAGCACGUGCAAAAUGCACCCUGGCGAAGAAAUGACGGUCUUCUGUAGCGACCAUCGGCAAACCUGUUGCGUCACAUGUCAGAAGGAGUUACACGGGCAGUGCCAGCUGUUACAGCACACAUCACCCAAACUUCCACCUCGACCAAGUUCUGUAAAAAUUGGAGAGACAAAUGUAAAUGCACAGUGUGACCUAUUUCCAUUAAAACAGAAGCAUGAUGAAUCCCAAAUGGUAACAGGCAUAAACCACAAUAUGCCAUAUGAAUUGUUAGAAAGAAAACGUUUUAAAAUAAAAUUGAAAAAGGAUAAGUAUCCAUAUAGUAUAUAACAGUGUUGCCAGGAGGUGAGAUCAUUAUAACUAACUGUAACAACAGUAAGAUCAAGCUGGUGACAGCUGACUACGCAUGUAUCUGUGCAUCAGAAGCCAUGGGAAAUAUGUGCUGUGUCUGACAACCAGGUGGCUAUCAGCACUGAAAGAAAGGCGAUACUGUUCUUCAAUGUGAAUAACAGCAAACUCAAAAUGGAUAGAAAGUUGAAACUGUUCCAUGACUGCGACCAUGUGUCAUACUUGGCAGACCAACUGUAUGUAGCAUCUAAUCGUACCGUUUACCAGUACACACUGACUGGGCAGAGGGUAAGGAAAAUGGAUGGAUGGGAUAUGUGGGGGUUUGCCCUGAACCCAGAUGGGAACAGACUCUAUAUCACUGACUUUGACAAUAACCGACUGUUGACAGCGGACAUGCAUGGUCGGGGGCUGGCUAUACUUGCGGAUGAGGACAUAAAGGGCCCCACAGGUGUGUGUGUGUCCCCUUGUGGAAAGGUGUUUGUGUGUGGGUCGCAUUUCGGAACCAUUAUACAGAUUGACAGUGAGGGCAAACACAAACUGUCUAUACAAGCCACCAAGGAGGAUCGUGUGUCCUCUCCAUUAUCAGUGUACUUCGACAUUCGGACAUCAUCCCUUCUUGUGGGGCAAUCAGACGAUGCUGAUUUAUUAGUUUUAAUACUGAAAUGAACAUAUAUAGUUUUUAAACAAUGAUUUCUAAACUAAUGCUGAUUAACAUUCUUGUAAGAAUUUGUGACGAGAAGUAUUGAAUAACAAAUGAAUACUAGUUUGAAAUUGCACCAUA
Messenger RNA from Mya arenaria, 1461 nucleotides. RefSeq lists its product as uncharacterized. Lineage: Eukaryota; Metazoa; Mollusca; Bivalvia; Myida; Myidae. The record is from RefSeq and is a predicted model, not a curated record. The coding region runs from base 855 to 1346 and encodes 163 amino acids. The transcript is spliced from 3 exons.